UAUCGUCACGCCUGCAGCUCCAACUCAAAGGUUCUUCAGCUGAAAAUCUGCCAACUGGUCAGAUUCUGGAUCUCGGAGUUCCCGGCAGAGUUUAACCUGGACGUGGGAUUAGCUGAACAGGUGAAGGAGCUGCAGGACACGGCCAGUCGUGAAGGUCAUCGGAGACACAGCCAACUGGUGGACAUCUCACAGGUGCCGUCCUACGAGUGGAAGAGACAGGUGACGCAACGCAACCAUGUGACACAGAAGAAGAGGAAAAUGUCGCUCUUCUUUGACCAUCUGGGGCCCUUGGAGUUGGCUGAACAUUUGACUUAUCUGGAGUACAAGUCGUUCUGUCGUAUCCUGUUCCGCGAUUACCACAGCUUUGCCAAACACGGCUGCACCAAGGACAAUCCCAUCCUGGAACGGUUCAUCAGCCUCUUCAACAGCAUCUCACAGUGGGUGCAGAUGAUGGUUCUCAGUCUGCACACACCCCAGCAGAGGGCGGAGGUUAUCACCAAGUUCGUGCAUAUGGCCCAGAGACUCCUGCAACUGCAGAAUUACAACACCUUGAUGGCAGUCAUUGGUGGACUGAGUCACAGUGCAAUCUUACGUCUGAAGGAAACAUAUCACUACAUCAGUGCUGAUGUUCUGAAGAUUUCAGAUGAGCUGACUGAGUUAGUCACCACAUGUAGCAAUUAUGGGAAUUACCGGAAGCGUUUUGCUGAAGGGUCUGGUUUCAAGUUCCCCAUCCUCGGUGUUCACCUGAAGGAUCUGCUGGCCGUUCACCUCGCUCUCCCUGACAGGGUGGAGGACGGGCAGCUCAAUGUGGUCAAGAUGCAACAGCUCUACUCCAUUCUGAAUGAACUGGGUCAAGUCCAGGCCACUCCUCCACCCGUUGAGCCCAACAAAGACCUGGUCAACCUGCUGACGGUUUCACUUGAUCAAUAUCACACAGAUGACGAGAUCUACAAGCUGUCGUUGUUGAGAGAACCUCGCACCUCCAAGUCCACACCGUCCAGUCCUGCUCCAGCCAAGCUCUCGGUGAUGGAUGAGUGGGCAACUGCUGUCAAACCAAAAACAGAUCCUGAGUUAAUUAACAAACACAUCCACAAACUCGUCCAGUCCGUCUUCAGGAACUUUGAUGUCGACCACGAUGGCUACAUCUCCCAGAAAGAGUUUAACAUUAUCUCCUCCAACUUCCCCUACCUGGACAGGUUCAGUGUCCUGGAUGAGAACAACGAUGGUCAGAUCAGCAGAGAUGAGAUGCUGGUCUACUUCAAGCAGGCAAACUCACUCCUCAACUGCAAGAUGGGAUUCAUUCACAACUUCCUGGAGACCACCUACAUGAAGCCCACCUUCUGUGACCACUGCAAGAACUUUAUCUGGGGCUUGUACAAACAAGGCUACAAGUGUAAAGCCUGUGGGAUCAGCUGCCACAAACAAUGCAAGACCCUGCUGGUGAUGGAGUGUCGUAAACGUACCAAGAGUAUUAGCUUUGACAGUCCAGCUCACACCCUGAAGCGGUCAUUCAGUUUCCCCAUCACACACGCAGCUCCUGACUCCAUGUGUACAGUACUGAAGGAAGAGUUGGAAAGUCUGGAGGAUGAAGUGCAGGACAUCCAUCUGUAACAACGCCCACCAUUUGCCUUAAAAACCCAUCACGUCUUCCAGCCAAGCAGCAGCAGAUGGAGGAGUGGAAGAUUUACAGACCAGCAAGAUUCUCCUAUGGGCCAAAAGUGAUGUAUAUGUAAUGAUAUCAGACUGGGUUGUAUUUAAACCCAUGGUUUUAUCUGCUACACCAAAUACAAGCGGGCAAAGUCUCACAGUCAUCACAAGGACUUCACUGAUGGUUUUAAAAACCAGUGGCCAGUAGUAAGCAAAGAUUAUACAGGAGCUCCUCUAUAAUCUUUGCUAGAAACUAGAAACACUGGACACUGAUUGCACUGUAAUUUGUCUUGUUACGGUUCAUGCUUCCACGCCCGGUUCAGGAAUUGGUUUAUUUAUUUUAUUUAGUUUUUCCCCCUACACAUCGUUGCUGGGGGCCGUGUUACACAGGACAUUCUCCCUUCGCUGGUCGAGGAGAUGCGAGUGUUUCGGUUCCUACGCAGAGCAUCACUGCGCCCGUGGAGUCCUCCGUCCCGACUCACACCCCGGGGUGUCCCCAACCCACAUGCAGGAGCCGCCCUCAACCAUGAUAUUCCUUCCUCCGGUAUCAGCUUAAACACGGGCCACUGAGGCUCGAACCCUCGUCAGGAGAUACGAGGGCGGGCACAUGACGUCAUGGGCUAGAGGGAAUGUCCUGGUACUCACCUUGAGGAGUCAACAGGUAGCUUUGCCCGAGAGAACAACCUUACUCAGCUACAGCAGCAACAUAAUAUAGUUAGCGCACCAACCUAACCUAACCGAAUAAACGACUCUUUGAACCGGCCUGACAUCUCACCUUUAUUCACCACGUUUAGUGCAGCUACAAUCUGUCCAUUUCUUCAGGGGUUGUCAAACCCGCCAAGUUCCUCCAGCACUGUGUAUUUACUCAUGAUUCAAGCAUGGGGUGGCUCGUGUUGCAAAAAAAGUAUGUUUUGCAACACGAGGAAUUUCAUUUACCAUGUACUCAUACCAAUAAAAAGCUACAGAACACAAACUCUUCCCUUCUUUGGUCUCCCGUGGUCUGGGGCCUCGAGUCUUCUGUUGAUGGGACGAUCUUGACUCCCGUAGCUGGUGGUCGGGCCGUCCGUGUCGUGGGUUGUAUCCCAGCUCACUCGGGGUCUAGUCGAACCUUUUGCAUUCUUUGCAGCAUUUAUCCACAUUAAACUUCAUCUGCCAUGCAUCUGCCCACACACCCAACCUGUCCAAGUCACCCUGCAUUCUCAUAGCAUCAUCUUCACAGUUCACACUGCCACCCAGCUUUGUGUCAUCUGCAAAUUUGCUAAUGUUACUUUGAAUCUCUUCAUUGAUGUAUAUUGUAAAUAGCACCGAGCCUUGCGGUACCCCACUAGUCACUGCCUGCUAUUCUGAAAGGGACCCGUUAAUCCCUAUUCUUUGUUUCCUGUCUGCCAAUCACUUCUCUAUCCAUGUCACCCCCAAUACCAAGUGCCCUAAUUUUGCCCACUAAUCUGCUAUGUGGGACCUUAUCAAAUGCUUUCUGAAAAUCCAGGUACACUACAUCCACUGGCUCUCCCUUGUCCAUUUUCCUUGCACACUGGACACUGACCCGCUGGAUCCAGGCUUUGAAUCCCACCUGACCAACGGCCUUGUGUGUGUGUGGGUCAGUCACACCUCUCUGGCCACUGUGACCACUGCACCCACACACUGGUCACUGCGGCCACACACUGGUCUCUGGAUCCAGGCUCAAUCUCUGCAGUGACCAGUGGUGUGGCUGACCCACACACACUGGGCAGUGGUGGGAUUCAAACCCUCGCCUCUGCAGAAACAGCCUGGAUCCAGAGAUCAGUGACCACCGUGUGGCCGCAGUGGCCAAAGGGACAGAUUUCUUUGCUGUGAGAUGAAGGUCUGUGCAGUCUUGUCCAUCUGAUCGCUGUUCCAGUCACAGUCUCAUGAAGACGUCCAGAGACCGCCCUCCACCCCACUGUUCCCCCCCGCUCCCCCU
Leucoraja erinaceus (little skate) is the source of this 3586-nucleotide messenger RNA. RefSeq names its product RAS guanyl-releasing protein 2-like. Gene Ontology annotation, biological process: positive regulation of GTPase activity; Ras protein signal transduction. NCBI's taxonomy places the organism in Eukaryota, Metazoa, Chordata, Chondrichthyes, Rajiformes, Rajidae. The record is from RefSeq and is a predicted model, not a curated record. Bases 259 to 1611 code for a protein of 450 amino acids. The transcript has 14 exons. Gene Ontology annotation, molecular function: guanyl-nucleotide exchange factor activity; calcium ion binding. Gene Ontology annotation, cellular component: plasma membrane.